This is a messenger RNA of Lytechinus variegatus (green sea urchin), 3601 nucleotides long. It is a transcript of the gene dhx30, whose product is annotated as ATP-dependent RNA helicase DHX30-like. Gene Ontology annotation, molecular function: ATP binding; G-quadruplex RNA binding; DNA helicase activity. Gene Ontology annotation, cellular component: nucleus; cytoplasm; intracellular anatomical structure. NCBI's taxonomy places the organism in Eukaryota, Metazoa, Echinodermata, Echinoidea, Temnopleuroida, Toxopneustidae. Bases 40 to 3327 code for a protein of 1095 amino acids. The record is from RefSeq and is a predicted model, not a curated record. The transcript has 22 exons.
AUUCGGUACUAGUUUUGCCUCGUCAAGUUCGUGAUCAACAUGGCCACAACAGUGCUCUGUCGUCCAAUUUUAACUAGGAAGUGGAGGAUCUUACAGUCAGAUUUAUUCAGUAAUCCUGUAUGUUUUUGUGUUCGGAAUGCCUCAAAAAACUCUCGCAGAUCCCAGAAGAAAAAUAAAAAUUCGGGCAAUGCAGGAAUCAGCGAAGAACAUCAGCUGUUGCUGAAGACAUUCCCCAACCCCAAAGGAAUCCUUAACAAUGUGAUCCUCAGCAACGCGAAGUGCAGUUCUAUCCAAGAUGUCCUCACAUACAACACGCAGGAUGUACCCGGAGAUGCCAAGAAGGGUGGUUCGGUCCUAAAGAAAAGCGUCUUGGCUCUUAGCUGGCCUCAGGUCAUGGAACUUGAAGGGGUCGGUCGAAAGAAAAAGGAUGCAGAACUUGUAGCAGCAGCACAGGCUUGUGCUAGAUUAAAGGAGCUUGGCCUGAUGGAUGACAACAACAACCCUUUACUUCCAGACAGGGUGGUUUACAAGAAAGAAGACAUCCGUAGCUUCCUGAGGAAACAAAAUCAACCCGAUGUAAUUGAGACGGAUGAGAACAUCAACAAGGAACUCUCCACCUUCUUGAAAACUCUACAGGACCAAGAAAAGAAGAAGUCUGAGGAUGACAAGCAAGCCCAGGAAGAUCAUUCAUUCUAUUCGAUGCUAAUGUCAGAGGAGGAGAUGCCGGAGAAGGUGAUGGACAUCAUCUCUGACAGACCUUACCAGCGUCUUUCGAGAUCCAAGAGGGAUGUUAGGAAUGGUGUUUUACUGCAGAGGCUUAUCAACCAAAGAAACAAUCCCGCUGUUGCUGAAAUACAAAAGAAAGUGCAGACCCUGCCCAUCAUAAAUAUGAGAGAGGAGAUAUUAUCUCUGAUAAAUGCCAACCAAGUAGUGGUUCUGUGUGGAGAAACAGGCUGUGGGAAGACUACCCAGAUGCCUCAGUUCAUCUUAGAUGAUUGGAUUCAACAGGAUAUGGGAUCACAGUGCAAUAUAGUUAUAACUCAACCAAGGAGAAUAAGUGCAAUAUCGACAGCGGAGAGGAUCGCAUUAGAAAGAGGUGAACAACUUGGCAAGACGAUUGGCUACCAGAUCAGACUCCAUCGUAGAAUGCCUGAGAAUCAUGGGUGUAUGUUGGUCUGUACCACUGGUAUCCUACUAAAGAAAUUGCAGCAAAACCCAGAUUUGACAGGUAUCAGUCAUGUGAUUGUCGAUGAGGUUCAUGAGCGGGAUGUCAACACAGACUUCCUGCUUGUUCUGUUAAAGAACGCUCUUGAAAGGAACAAGAAUGUCAAGCUAAUACUAAUGAGUGCUUCCAUCAAUCCAGGAUUGUUCUCAAAGUAUUUUAACAACUGCCCCAUGAUCAAUGUUCCAGGAUUCAUGUAUCCUGUCAAAGAAUACUUCCUUCCUGAAGCUUUGGCAGACCUUGGAAUCAAUCCCAACAAACACAAGAGCCCGCUCUUUGAAGAGGAAUGCACCGCAAAGGAUCAGUCCAAGAAGAGGAAGAAGAAUCGGAAAGCGCCACCAACUAAUGUUGACCUUGUGGUAGAGGUCGUCAAAGCCAUAGACAAGAAAAAGCCACCGGGUGCUAUACUUUGCUUCCUUCCUGGUUGGCAAGAUAUCAGGAGUGUUUAUGACAAACUACGGGAGGCAUGGGGCCAGGACAGUAAGCAUGAGAUCUAUCCAGUACACUCUCACGUAACAAUCGACAAUCAGCAAGCCAUGUUUGAUAUACCACCAGCAGGUGUGAGGAAGGUUGUCCUAGCAACGAACGUGGCUGAAACAUCAAUCACGAUUGGGGAUGUAGUGUAUGUGGUGAAUACUGGAAACCACAAAGAAGAACGUUUUGAUUCAGACUUGGGGGUCUCUUGUCUAGACCUUCACUGGACUUCCAAGGCCAACAUUAAGCAGAGGAAAGGAAGAGCAGGACGCCGACAACCUGGCGAAUGCUUCCAUCUAUUUGAUGAAGAUGUCUACAAAAAGAUGAGUCAAUUUCAGACAGCUGAAAUUCUUCGGAUACCCUUAGAGCAGAUAGUAGUCCAAGCCAAGGUUCAUGAUGAUGGUGUUUCAGCAGAGAAGUUCCUUGCGCAAGCCAUAGAACCACCCCCAUCUCAAGCAGUGUCUAGUGCCAUCGAUCUCCUUCAAGACCUGACCAUCUUGGAUGAGAGAGAGGAACUGACAGCUCUCGGAAGGAAGAUCUCUCGCUUUGGGUCUGAUCCUAGGAUUGCCAAAGCUGUCAUCUAUGCUGCCAUUUUCAGAUGUGUGGAUCCCAUAUUAACAAUAGCAGCCAGCUUGUGCAUAAGAGACCCUUUCAGAGAAAACCUGGAUAAUAGAAAACUGAUUAUGGAGAAAAUGCAAGAGUUUAGUGGAGACAGUGAGAGUGAUCAUCUGAUGAGAGUAGCCAUCUACCAAGGCUGGGAGGAGCAGAAGAAGUCCGGUGGUCAGAGUGCUUCCAGCUAUGUUCAGUCCCAUCAACUUUAUCUUCCAACUCUUCAAUUCAUCAGAGGAUUACGUAGGCAGUUUGCCAGCAAUCUAGAAGAUUCCGGGAUGGUGAUGAUGUCUGAUGAAUGCUUUGAUUCUUCAGCUCGAUGCAAUGAGAAUAGCGAUGAUCCAGAGCUUAUCAAGGCCGUGAUCUGUAGUGCUUUCUAUCCUAACCUCCUCAAAGCAAGAUUUGGCAAGCACGAGAAGGGGAAGCUAAGAACCAACAAAUUAAUCUUCAAAGACUUAGAUUCCAACAAUGUUCUGCUCCAUCGAAGAUCCGUCAACUGUGCAAAGAAAGAUUUCAGGAGCAAAUGGCUGACAUACUUCUCAAAGGUACGAUCUGAUGCAACCUUUGUUCGUGACUGCUCCGUCAUCCAUCCUAUGGCUGUAAUAGCGUUUGCUGGAAACACUCUCUAUGUUGAUAAACUAACCCAGAGAGAGAAGAAAGAGAUCGUUCUAGAACACGGUGGUGUCAACGUUGCCUCCCUUGUGAAGCUGGUGAUCGACGACGAGCAGGUUUCACAAGAGAGUGGCGGAGAUGAGUUCAGCCCAUGGGAAGGAUUGCCGAUCACGUUCUAUAUGACGAAGGACACUGCAGUCUAUACUAUGGCCUUCAUGAGAGCAAUGAAACAAAUGAUUGAAGAAUGUCUCACAGAGGAAGCCCUCAUACCAUCUGGGCCUACCCUCGAGAAACACUCCGCUGUACUCGGUCUGUUCGGUAAGCUACUUGGUACCCAAGUCCUGCACUCCCAACAAGGUCAGCAAGCUGAACAACAGGGUGAGAAGGAGCAAUCCACAUCAGGAUCCUGAAGCAAGUAUUAGGUAUCGACCAGAUCAGUCACCGGUGAUGGCUCAAGAGAGUCUUCACAAGAUCUUGUGGAUAUCCUUGAAAGAAAUUCUAGGAAAUACUUGUGCACUGUAAAAGGCUGCCUGGCUUAUGAAAGCUUAUGGGUAAUGCUGUCCAAAGUCCUUUACAGUGCAUAGAGAUGUUAUGAUAGCGUGAUAUGCGUUAUGCAAGAACAGAAUAUUAUUAUGAAAUAGAGGGAAAGGAAGGAUAGUCUAAUAGAUGGUAUGAAGUCUUACU